AUGCACACCGAGUCGUUUCUGGCCACGAGAGCCGGAGCUGCAGCUGCAGCCUGCGCCGUACUCGUACGAGUGUACAAGUGUACUUGGAUACUUCCCCCAUCCAUUCAGCAGGGUCGCACCGUGCAAGUCACAGUGCGCGAACACCGCCCGCCAUCCCGCUGCAGACAGCACCUGAGGCCUGUAUCCGGACAGUCGCUCCGUCGAGCAAAGCAAUUGGCCGGUGCCAUUUGCCGUCCGCCAGAACGCCAGCGCUCUGCUAGCACUUCUAGCAUCGUUGCUUGGUCUUAUUCCUCGGCGCCACCAGCCACGAGGCUCCCUGUCUUGUCUCUGCAUCGAAAUCAAUUUGCUAGCGCGACAGUGGCCAAGGUGCACCGGCCCUCGCUAGCCUCAAUCGCUUUCCGCUAUGUCAACGCCCCUCUGGUUCGUUUCGCUUCUCUUCCCUUUGUUUUAACGGCUGGCAUGGCAUGGGAGCCUGUUCAAUAA
Messenger RNA from Trichoderma harzianum CBS 226.95, 483 nucleotides. RefSeq lists its product as hypothetical. The record is from RefSeq and is a predicted model, not a curated record. NCBI's taxonomy places the organism in Eukaryota, Fungi, Ascomycota, Sordariomycetes, Hypocreales, Hypocreaceae. Bases 1 to 483 code for a protein of 160 amino acids. The transcript has a single exon.